AUGCCUCCGUGGGAUCUGGGAGGCCGCGCGAGCAAGGUCACCGUGCCGCCCCCGGUGCCGACGCCCGGCUUCCCGCAGCCCUUGGUUGGUGUCCUGCGGGUUCACCUCCAAGGGCGUCCCGGGCCUCGGCUUGGCUUCCGGCCGGGCCUGGGCCCUGGGGGUCCCCCAGCGCGGCCCCUCGCUUGUGCCGGCGGGCGCGGGAGUCCCCGUGGGCGCGGCCCGGGCGGGCUCUGGCGGAGGACGGUGCUCGUAGUCACAGCCUGCCGUGGUCUCCGUGGCGGCCGGCGGGGCCCGUCCCCGGGGCUGUCCCUGAUCCCGUCCCCGGCCGUGUCCCCGGUCCCGUCCCCGAUCCCGGCCCCGUCCCCGGGCUCUUCCCCGAUCCCAGCCCCGUCCCCGAUCCCGACCCCAGGCUCGUCCCCGGUCCCGUCCCUGACCCCGGCCCCCGUCCCCGGCCGUGUCCCCGGUCCCGUCCCCGAGCCCGUCCCCAGUCCCGUCCCCGGUCCCCUCCCCGGGCUCGUCCCCGGCCGUGUCCCCGGUCCCGUCCCUGAUCCCGUCCCCGGUCCCGUCCCCGACCCGUCCCCGGCCGUGUCCCCGGGGCUCCCUGCCUGCGGGGCCGGGCCUUCGGGGUCGGGAGACACUUGCCUCCGACCCUGCGGUGAACUGGGGCGGAGAGCCUGGGUCUCGCCGGGUCGCCGUGCGCUCGCUGCCGUUUCCUGCCCCCUGCCCAGACACGGAGCGCGGGUGAGACGCGAGCCCCUCGGGUCCCGUCCGCCGCACCUGCGGCCCCGCCCCGCCGAGCUCCUGCCGCGUUUCCUUCGCGUUCGUACGCGCACGGCUGCGUAUCCCUGUUGGUGUUUCCCGCUGGCGGGACCAGAAUGCGCGGCGUCGGCCACCCGGCCUGUGGGUGCUGGGCGAGCGCACGGCGGAGCGCCUGCCCUGAGGCCGCCGGUAGGAGCCGAGGCCCUCGGACGGGACGGGAGACGGGCCGGUGCUCCGGGGCACCCGCCAGCGGCGGAGCCAGGCGGAGGCUUUGUUCACGGGGUCAGAACCUUGUCAUCGUCGGCCACCGGGAUGCGCUGA
Messenger RNA from Nyctereutes procyonoides (raccoon dog), 1080 nucleotides. RefSeq names its product tetra-peptide repeat homeobox protein 1-like. The transcript has a single exon. NCBI's taxonomy places the organism in Eukaryota, Metazoa, Chordata, Mammalia, Carnivora, Canidae. The record is from RefSeq and is a predicted model, not a curated record. Bases 1 to 1080 code for a protein of 359 amino acids.